Messenger RNA from Osmia lignaria (orchard mason bee), 2953 nucleotides. Lineage: Eukaryota; Metazoa; Arthropoda; Insecta; Hymenoptera; Megachilidae. The record is from RefSeq and is a predicted model, not a curated record.
AACAUUUUCCAUCUUAACAGCUACGUUUUCAACGCACAAAAUAGUUCAAAGUUAGGUCAAAAGUUGAUAUGCUUUUCAUACAAUUAUUGAAAAAACCGAAACAAAAAUGAUACAUGUGAUGCUUGUCUGUAAUUUAUAUUUUAUUAUGUACAUACAUACUGCAUUCUUUAAAUUGGAAACUAUGAAUGUGUUAAAUUUAUAAAAAAAUUUACUAAGAAAAGAGAUUUUCUUUUACAAAGAAGACACCAUGUCGAAAGAAAAUAUUAAUUUACCAAAAGUCCCAAAAGAUUUGUGCUUCUCAGAACUUGAUUUCAUUCAGCAAAAUUUCAAUGUAGAUACUUUUCUACAAGAACAUAGAAAGAACACAAAACUGGAAACGAUGCGAGAUGAUUUGGGAAUAUAUUUGAAAUUAUUAAGAUCCGCUAUGAUCGAUUUAAUCAACAGAGAUUAUACAGAUUUUGUGAAUUUAUCAAGUAAUCUUAUUGGUUUGGAUAAAGCUAUCAAUAAUCUGCAAACACCGUUAGGUCAAUUAAAAGAGGAAAUAAUGCAAAUACGACAAACUUUGGACGAUGAAAUUAUUGUAAUUUCUCAUAAUGUGAAUGAUUGCGAGAAACUUAGAGAAUACAAGAAGAGUAUAUUCAGUUUACAAUAUAUUUAUAAUUCUUUCAACAAAUUGUCAAACACAUUAUCGUUAAAUACAUUUCUUGAAAGUACAGUUAAAAUAGAUAUCUUGGAACAAAUUGCAGCAGAAUUCAGUCAGUUACAAUUUUACAUGUCCAGAUGCAAAUUGGAUAUUAUCAAUGAUAAACAAAAGGAAUAUGAAAAACUUGAACAGACUUAUAUGACGUAUCUUAACGAAUUGUUCUUGGCAUCUUUGCAAGAAAGAAAUUCCGAUUUUUUAAUUCGAUGUUUAAGAAUUUAUGUUACGCUUGACAAAAUAAGCGAUGCAGAAAAUUUAAUAAGAAAAGAAGUUGUUAGUCCAUUGGUUCAUAGUGCAAUUAGCAUAGAAAACUUACAAACCAAUUCACUUGGCCUACAAGAUAUUUACGAUAGAUUGUUGAAUAUUUUGAAUGUAGAACUCGAACUGCUUUUGGACAUCACAUCCAAAGUUUCCGCGGAGAAACGAAGAGUACAAUUCGAUUUUGUGGUAAACAGUUUUUGGAUCGAGGUGGAAGAAAAGAUGGAACAAUAUAUUAAAUGUGUUUUUGCACCCGGAGAUCCAGUAUUAUUUCAUUCGAGAUACAUUGCAACUCUCAAGUUUUUAGAGAAAUUAGAAGAUAAAUGUCUUUCACACGAACCUUAUGUAGCAUUAAAAGAAAAUCCACAGUAUAAACGUUUUUUAAUAAAGUGGAAUUUACCAGUCUAUUUUCAAAUACGAUUUCAAGAAAUAGCCAGUGCGGUCGAAACUGUACUAACAGAACCAAUAUCACCAGCGUGUGUUAAGGGAACAUUAGAAACGUUUACGCAAAAGCAUUUUUCUCUUCAUGCAACCUAUAUCAUUGCGAUAAAUAUACAAAGAAUUUGGUCCAAAGACGUAUAUUUGAGUCAGCUUUUUCAUCGAUUUUGGAAAUUCACUCUUCAGAUAUGUGCCAGAUAUCAAAUGUGGAUUCAUAGAGCCCUUAAAGAAGUAUGGACAGUAGAAAACGAAGUAAAUAAUCCAAACAAAGCAGAACAUUCGACGAGGCUCAACUUUCUUAUUUGUUUGUACGAAGAUGUAAAGAAAUUUGUAGCCGCGUCUUCACUUCUUUUAAACAUGAUCCAGUCGAAACUUGAACGAACAACUGAAAAAAUAUUGAAAUUAUUGAAAGGUUGUACAAUACUUGAUUCCUUCGAUGAAACGAUAAAGAACUUGGAAACCAUUUUGCCACAAAUCACAGAAGAAAUUGUAAACGAACUUUUGAAACAAUCUGUGGUACAUUUGAAACAAGUCAGUGAUAUACCAAGAUUAUUUAGACGAACAAAAAGGGAUAUACCAACAAAACCAUGUGCUUAUGUAAAAAAUAGUCUUAUAUUUCUAAUCAAUUUUCAUCGAGAGUAUAAUGAAGUGUUACUAGAUGACGUUAAUCGCUGGUUGGAAUUAGCUCUAUCUUCAUUAACUAAACAUUACUUAGCUUCUGUAACAGAUGUAUUAACAUCGGUACAAAAAACUGAGGAAAGCUUGAGAAGAUUAAAAAAAAUACGCGAUAAAUCCACGGGUUCAUUUUCUUCUGAAGCACAAGGAAUCAGCGAUGAUGAAAAAAUACGUAUUCAGUUGCAAGUUGAUGUACAAGCUUAUGCCAACAUGAUUACAGAGAUGGAAAUUUCAAUUUCAAACGUGUCUCACGUGGAAGAAUUGUUACACGCUGUUGAAACAGCGAUCAAAAGAUAAUAUUCUUUUUCCAUUUUUUUAAACGAACAAUAACAACAACAACAACAACAACAAAAAAGGGUCGCAUGGAAUUCUAUAGAAUGACAUCCAAAUGUUAUUUUACUUAACAGACAUUUAAUCUAUUAUUUACAUAUAUAUUAUGUUUAUAUUACAAAACUCGUAAUCGUAUGUUUUAACCGAUUGAUUGUGAAACAUGGAAUUUUUUAACAACAAUUUUCUACUCCCACAAAUCACUCUGUGGUAGUUCAAUUGUAGUUAUACCAUCUUGGUGGGGAUACAGUGGAUGCCACCAAUCUAAAAUUUGACAAUUAACAACAUCAUUUAAAAUAACUUGAUUCGUCAAUGUACCAGGAAUAUCUGAUGUUCCAAAUCCAAGCUGCAAUCGAUGAUCUUUAAAACCUGGCAUUAAAGUCAUCGACACUGAUUGCAGGAUCAAACCGAUUACAGGUGGCAACAUACUAUAUUUUAAACAAGUUACCUACAAAUCAUGCAACAAAAUAAAUACAACGUUGCAUAGCAUUACAUAUAAUGUAUCACACUUUGGUCAUUUGUUAAAUAUGUACAAUAAAUACCCUAAGUACUUUA